AGGUCUAUUUGAAAGCUCUCAUGCUCCUGGGGAAUACUUCGGACAAGUGAAACUCAUAAAGGUUUAUUAAUAUUUCCCAAGAAACUUCCAGCGAACGCAGAGUUACGUCAAAAACCCGAAAUUAGCCAUCAAGUCCAACAGUUUCCAUAGGAAGUUUAAUCAAUAAGGCGCGCCGCCGUGAGUUCUCUCUUUGACGUCUGUCAAGCAGAGUCGAAUUUGGAAAAUUGUAUAGAGAGUUAGUAGGAGGUGCACAGACAUAGUAAGCGUUUUUGAGUUCGAGCAGCUUUAAAAGCUCUUUCAAUCAUUUAUGAGAUGGAUUGCCCGGACUUGGAAGACGGCCACUCUCCCUCACUGAAAACCUCGGACUUUUACAAAACUUGCCGACUUCCGAAGCGAUUUGAAUACCCCUCUUGGUUUCACGGAUACGGAAUACAGAGGAAACCGGCCGAACAUCCCUUUUACAGGACCACUUCCAGCGAUUACGGAAGACACGCUCCCACCAUCCACAGCGUUCCCACAUCGUUCUUUCCCAACAAUCAGGAAUUCUCUAAAGCCCUGGCGAAAACCGGAAUGUACCGGAAUUAUUCUCUCAACACAGGGCUUGACCCGACACCAUACUGAAUUUAUUUCAUACCCCUUCGGAAUGCUUGGAAUAUAUUGGCAGGGAAAGGGCUGAAAAUUCUAUACCAAAUGGUUCUCAAUACAUAUAUUGAUCU
Messenger RNA from Leptinotarsa decemlineata (Colorado potato beetle), 716 nucleotides. RefSeq names its product piercer of microtubule wall 1 protein. The record is from RefSeq and is a predicted model, not a curated record. Gene Ontology annotation, biological process: axoneme assembly. Gene Ontology annotation, cellular component: axonemal microtubule. Lineage: Eukaryota; Metazoa; Arthropoda; Insecta; Coleoptera; Chrysomelidae.